UUAGGUGUUUGGGUUUAAAUCGCAUUUAUACAAUUACUACAACUCCAAAUUACUCCUUCCAUUGCCACCUGCUUAGUACCGUUUAGUACCGACGCCUUGGUACCGAACAAGAAAGGACGUGACUACCAAGAGAACGACUACAGUGAAGUUUGAGUUGACGCUUGGGUCGCAAGGCUACGCGUCCUAUUCCAACAACAACAGCUCAUUUUUCAAUGUUAUUCAGGAAUAUUUCAUGCCAUUAACGUCAGACACGCCCUGCCAUGAAGUCGGUAUCAUGGAACCAUCGCGCGGCGGUGACGCAGAAGUCUAUCGACGAGUCGGAGAGCAUGCUGGACCAGAUUCGGAGCCGGCGCGGCCGCCGCCGCGAGGCCGGCAGCCAGGACGAGUCGCAGUCUCGCAGUGUUCAACACGAUGACACGAGUGAGCCGGACGAGACGCUGACGUUCCGGCCGUCCGACUCGGUCCGCGCUGACGUCACUGAUGACGUCACUGACGCAGCUGGCGGUGGCGAGGGCGGGCCGUCGAGCCCCGCUGGUCGCCUGGGGAAGCCGGACCGCGGUGGCGGCGGCGACUCGCCCCGCGCGCCGCCGCCGCUGGCGCCGCGCCGGCUGUCGGCCGCCGGCCAGGAGACGUUCCGCAGCCAGCUAAAGAAGCGGCUCAGCCUGGCGGAAAUCAAGGGUCACGGCCGGGCGGCCCGUCGCAGUCGGGCACAGCCUCGCACCAGUCGGUUCGACACCCUGCGUGAGGGUGGCACCUCGCGGGCCUACGAGGACUACAUGCGAGCCACCGCCGCCGGCAGGACGGGUCCGUCGUCGGUGCAGGCGUACGACUUCUUCUGUCGGAUCUGGGAGGACCCGCCGUCAGAGAGGAGGGCUGCCACCGCGCCGGCCACUCCCAGAGAAGCGGGAGAGGAGACGAGCGGAGCGGCCGAGUCGCUCUCGCUCUCCGAGCUGCUGGGAGGCGAGCAACUGGGGCCGGUGACUCGACACGUCGCCCCCAUGAUCCUCUCACGGAAGGCGCAGCUGGCGCGAGAGGCGGAUAUCUACUUCGCACCGUCACCAAUACCUAUUCCGCCCGAGGAGCGGCUGCCGGCGGGAGGCCAGGCGCGGGACCCCGCUGAGGACGGCAUCUACGUGCCCCGGCGACCCCACUUGGCCGGCCGUAACCUGCACAAACUGGAGAACAGGCUGCUGCACUCCUCAGACAGGUCCUGGUUUGGUGAGGACGGCCAGCUGCUCUGCCUGCCGGACCCCCUGCUCAGUCGGCCCCGUCACAGGGACUACCGGGAUGUGUCUGAGGACGCCCUCACAGACUACCUACCGGCCAGUAUGGAGGCGCCGCGUCCGGCCGACCCGGAGCCGACCGUCUCCGCCGCCGACCAGCCCCAGCAGCUGCAGCUGCAUGUGCACCUGGUGGCGGUGCGGCUCACUGAACACCCGCUCUUCUCCAAGGAGCACCGGGCGGCCGCCGGCCUCGAGCAGCUGCACAGAGAGUACACCGCCAUGGUGGACGAUGACACGGUGAACCGUCUCACUCAGCGACUGUGGGCGGUGCGGCGCGCCCGAGACGGAGUCCUCUCGGCCGCCCUACAGCUGCCCUCAGCGGACCACGGAGACCACACGGCGGACCGCGGGGACCACACGGGGGACCACGGAGACCACACGGGGGACCGCGGAGACCACACGGGGGACCGCGGAGACCACACAGGGGACCGGGCGGACCACGGAGAUCACACGGGGGAUGGCGCGGAACAGGUGCAGCGGCGCCGCAUUGACGAUUACACCACCUCCAUCCAGCGGCUGAGGGAGCAGCGGGACGCGGCGGCGGCCCAGCAGCGGCGCCUCUGCCGCUCGAUCCUACGCCGGUGGCGGGAGCUGAAGGUACUGCGCGAGGACCAGGGGUUCAGCAGCACGCCGCUGCGACUGGCCGUGAGGGAGCUGCCCUCCGACCACGGCCAGGAGACGGAGCUGUGGCAGCGCGAGCUGCGGGCCGAGCUCGAGGAGCUGCGCACCGAACACGACAGGAGCAAACAGCACCAGGACGCCGAGUACCGCCAGCAGCUGAGCGAGUGGCGGGAUCGGCGCCGCCAGCUGGGCUCCGACUCGGACCAGCUCGGACCGCGACCCCAGCCGCCUGCCGAGUUCGACCCGCAACAGGUGCUGGCUGAUAUUGAAGCACGGGCCACCGGCAACCGGCGCCCGCCUGGAGAGCCGAAGCUGGCGUUUGACCUGCUGGACACCCACCCGAUUACCGCCACCGCCGACUGUCCAAAACCGGAGCAGCAGCGGCGCCAGGCGGUGUCGCGCUGUCAGCUCUCGGUCCGGACGCUGAUCGGCGGCCGCGAGGUGAGCCACACGCGGCCGCAGCCGCUCUCGCAGCAGCUGGUGUCGGAGCUGCACCAGCAGCUGGCCGUGCGACUGCGGGCCGCGCCCGAGGCCCUCCAGCUGGAGGUCUGCGAGGAGGGCACCAGACGCUCCACCAGGACACUGGCCAAGCUACGACUGCCGGCGCCCGCCAGUCACGUAACUGAGCGCACUGCGCUGCCGGAGUGGACUGCGUUCUCCGCCGCCGGCUCCGGUCCGGCGGCGCGCGGCCGGCUCCAGGCGGCGCUCUACUGGGGCGUGGACGAGGAGACGGGGUCAGUGCUGGCGCCGCCGGCCGACCCGACCGCCGAGGGGGCGGCGGCGGCCGAGCUGGCUGCGCCCGACCCCAACGAUCCGGCAGACGCCAGCCUGACGGCUAACAUGCCGGACCCGUGCGCGGCCGCGGAGGGUGGUGACCGUCCGGCGCCACUCCGUCCCGGCUGUGACGGGUUCCUGACCGGCGCGCCGGACCCUGCCGACUCUGCGCGCUGCCGGCUGCUGCGACUGAGGGACGCCGGUGUGCCUGAGUUCCGACACGUGACCAUGGCACCGCUACGCGACCAGCAGGUGCCGCAGCAGCUCUUCACGGCGUACCAGAAGCGUCUGGAGGCGCAGUCGGCUGCCGGCGCCGGCGCAGAGGAGGCCGGCGGUGACGGCGGCGAGUCGGCCCGCCGCUCCGUGCUCCAAUACCAGCUGCGUAUCAAAGAGAUGGUGGCCCGCCGCCUGCGCGCCGCCCAGAAACACAAACGGCUCGAGGAUAUGGUGCGCGAGGACGAGGUGCCCGACAUUGGGACGAUCGGCUCGGUGUUCGGCAGCCUGCUCUCGGUCCGCCGGCCGCUAAACCCGCCGCGCAAACAGAAACAGUCGCGUCCACUGGUCGACCUUCAGGGCCAGGAGCUGCAGCUGCUCUGUCACGUGGUGCGCGCGUUCAAUGUGCCCGUGCGCCGCGACACGGACGCGGUACGAACCGACUACAGCCGCCCGGCGCCCGCCGCUCAGGCUACAGUGGCCCAGUCGAGUCUGCUGCCGAAGGUGAGCGUCCGUCCGUUCAUGGAGCUGACCUUCCAGCGGCAGACGGUGCGCUCCAACGUGGCCCAGGGGCCCAACCCCACCUGGAACCAAGAUCUCAAACUGCCAGUCACCCUGCCGCCGCAGGGGGUGGCCGACCUGCACUCUCUGGACGACGUCAUCCACCUGAGUCUGCAGGACGAGGUGCUGGUCGACCUGCUGGACGACGACCGGCUGCAGGACACCAACGUCCACCAGCGCAUCGAGCGCAGGUGGCUGGCAGAGCUCACCGUGCCAUUCUCCACGCUAUACAUUAAUGGACGGGUGGAGGGCACGUUCCGCCUCAACACCCCUCCGCUGCUGAUUGGCUACGAGUGCGACGUGACGGCUCGCGGCACGCUGUUCCACCUCACGGAGAGCCUGCCGACCGGCCAGACGGGCACCUAUGUCACCGUGUUUAUCACGCUGGAGCCGCCCGUCAACGUGCCGCCCACGGUGCAGGAGCACCUGGAGAGUAUGGAGACGGAGAAGCUGCUGUCCCACUGCGAGUUGUGGACGCGCGCGUUCCGGCGCGACUAUCCGGGCCGCCGGGUGCGCUGUACCGUGCUGGAUGUCACCGGCAGAUCGGCUCUUGUGUGCCGCUACAUCCGACCCCUGCGGCCGCCCGACGCACUCCUCGCGGCAUGCUCCAACGAGGAGGAUCAGGCCCUGCUGAUCGCCCGGUUCGUCUCGCUGAUCCCGAACGUGUCCGACGUCAACUUCUUCUCCGGCAUGUACGACCUUUGGACCACCUGUCAGGAGUUUCUGGACAUGCAGGCCGGUGAUGAGGAGGAGCACGCCAUCCUGCUCUGCAACUUCUUCCUCUACCUGGGCAAACGCGCCUACCUCGUGCUCGGCUCGGGUAUCCCCGAGGGCCUCACUGCGUACGUACUGACGGACGAGGCGACGAACCGGUGGCUGUGGAACCCGUGCACGGGUCAGCGGAGUAGCGCCGCGGAGAGCUACAGCUCACUGCUCAGCGUCGGCUGCCUCAUCAACGCCGAAAACGUGUGGGCCAACACGCAGGUGUACGCGCAGCCGUCGUGUAUCAGUUUCGACGUGAACCUGGUGGGCGACUGGCGGCCGCUGUUCACGGCCCGCCAGCCGGCGCCGACAGAGAUGGCCUCCGUGCAGGCGGAGACGCUGAGGUACUCAGUCACCGACACGGCGCGCGUGCGGACGGACGCAGAGCGACUGGAGCGCCGCCUGCGGGAUCACCUGCAGAACUGGAGACAGAGGACCAACUGGACGCCGUGGAACCGGCCGUGUUCGGACGCGCUGCGGCGCAUGCUGCCGCUCCUGGAGCGGUCCACCUUCACCCCGGCCAUCAGCGGCGCACAGCUGGCCGACGAGCAGACCCGACUGCUGGCCAACAUACACGCCACGUACAAGGUGUGCGGUGUGCCGCUGAACGUGCCGCAGCACUCGCAGGAGGCGAUGGUAGAGGCGCUGUUUGCACUCGGCGUGCACCGGAACGACAGCCGGGAGGCCGAGUUCGCGCUGGCCGUGCACAUGGAGCCCUACCCGAGCAACAUCGUGGCCGUGUGGGUGUGCGUGGCCGCGCUCACCCGGCGCCGGUAGGCUGACGUCGGGCGGAGACGGCGUGAGCCCUCACCCGGCGACGGUAGGCUGGCGUCGGGCGGAGACGGCGUGAGCCCUCACCCGGCGCCGGUAGGCUGACGUCGGGCGGAGACGGCGUGAGCCCUCACCCGGCGCCGGUAGGCUGACGUCGGGCGGAGACGGCGUGAGCCUUCACCCGGCGCCGGUAGGCUGACGUCGGGCGGAGACGGCGUGAGCCCUCACCCGGCGCCGGUAGGCUGACGUCGGGCGGAGACGGCGUGAGCCCUCACCCGGCGACGGUAGGCUGGCGUCGGGCGGAGACGGCGUGAGCCCUCACCCGGCGACGGUAGGCUGACGUCGGGCGGAGACGGCGUGAGCCCUCACCCGGCGCCGGUAGGCUGACGUCGGGCGGAGACGGCGUGAGCCCUCACCCGGCGACGGUAGGCUGGCGUCGGGCGGAGACGGCGUGAGCCCUCACCCGGCGACGGUAGGCUGACGUCGGGCGGAGACGGCGUGAGCCCUCACCCGACGCCGGUAGGCUGACGUCGGGCGGAGAUGGCGUGAGCCCUCACCCUCACCCGGCGCCGGUAGGGUGACGUCGGGCGGAGACGGCGUGAGCCCUCACCCGACGACGGUAGGCUGACGUCGGGCGGAGACGGCGUGAGCCCUCACCCGGCGACGGUAGGCUGACGUCGGGCAGAGACGGCGUGAGUCCUCACCCGGCGACGGUAGGCUGACGUCGGGCGGAGACGGCGUGAGCCCUCACCCGGCGACGGUAGGCUGACGUCGGGCAGAGACGGCGUGAGUCCUCACCCGGCGACGGUAGGCUGACGUCGGGCGGAGACGGCGUGAGCCCUCACCCGGCGCCGGUAGGCUGACGUCGGGCGGAGACGGCGUGAGCCCUCACCCGGCGCAGAGACACACCGGGCGGAGACAGGAGUGAGCUGACGGCGGGGACGCGCAGUCAGAUAAGUCCGAUAUACGCUUGGUAGAGUGGAUGGGCUGACUGAUCUGUGACUUCCUGUUGGAUGGGCCUUGCAUUGAGCUUCCGGCAAGACAAACUGGUCCAAAAACGUCCAAAGUCAAUGGUCAACCGUGUCAAUCAACCGUCUGGAUAAGAAAAGCUCAGAAAAGAUAGAGUAAAAAGUUUAUUUGCCGGGUGCACUGUGUAGUGUGCACAGCUUAAUCUGCUAUUUGCCACGCCAUACGUAUCUCUUAUACGUAUCUAGGUGGCCGUUCUGGCUCGUGUGAAAUGCCCCACUGCCGCAUUCACUGCCAAAAGUCUGAGGAGUUUUUCAAGACAUGCUAAUCAUACUAGUUUCAUUUGAGACAGCCAAAGACCUGAGUGGUCCAUGUGGACCAUUGUCUAACUUUGUCAGGUUUAGCCAAUCCCGUCCAUGAUGUGCUUUGUACGGUGUGAUGAUCGCAGAUCGAUAGAGUAAGCUUCAUCGUCGUCCGUCCUAACGGUGCCUUCAUUUCAUCAGCAUUGCUAUUUGCUUCGUGCAUCGUUCAUAUGUCAGGUGGAGGUCACAUUUCUAGUCAUACAAACUAUUCGAAGUGCUGAGUGGUUUCACUCUAUGACAUUCGACCUUCUGAAAGGUCGUCCAAGUCUUUUCUUACACACACGUAAUUAAGUGCAGUUUUAAAAUGCAGAUAUCAAUCUGAUGGUUGUGUUCUCUAGUCCUUUGUAAAUUGAUAGGUUCGUGUGUUUAUGCCUCAACAUUCAUUUAUUUAUAUCGUACAUUGCAUGUAUUUUGCCUACAUGCCACCAUAACAUCUAGUCAAGAGCUGAGAUACUUUUUUAUUUUCAAAUCAUUUGCAUAGGAUUAAGUUGGCAAUUUUUGCAUGUUGUGUCUCACGGUACAAUCAACACCACAUGAGCCAGUACAAACAUUUUAGCAACGUGCGACUUCUCCCUCAUCAUCAGCAUGUUUUCCGACCGGUCUCCUAAUUUGUUUCGUGUGUGCUGUCACUCCCCAUCCAAAUUACUCCGUCGUCCAUUUCUUUCACUUCCCAUCCCCGUCACGCUUCAUCACUCCCUAGUCCCUACAUUUUAUUUGAUCCCCUCGGUACACUGCUGUUUUGUUUGUGCUCUGACGUGUUGUGUCGCCGCCCGGGCGGGAGUAUUUGUCUGACGCAGUGCUCAGACGUCCUGUUUUCAUCUGACCCGGUCGGCAAAAUACAGCGAUCUCACUGUC
Messenger RNA from Amphibalanus amphitrite, 7168 nucleotides. RefSeq names its product coiled-coil and C2 domain-containing protein 2A-like (gene Cc2d2a). The transcript is spliced from 28 exons. NCBI's taxonomy places the organism in Eukaryota, Metazoa, Arthropoda, Thecostraca, Balanomorpha, Balanidae. Gene Ontology annotation, biological process: non-motile cilium assembly; protein localization to ciliary transition zone. Gene Ontology annotation, cellular component: ciliary transition zone. The coding region runs from base 261 to 4991 and encodes 1576 amino acids. The record is from RefSeq and is a predicted model, not a curated record.